Molecule: messenger RNA, 1680 nt
Organism: Rotaria socialis
Lineage: Eukaryota; Metazoa; Rotifera; Eurotatoria; Philodinida; Philodinidae
Source: the annotation of a GenBank genome assembly
AUGGAUAUUAGGCCAUUUGUAAUUGAAACUAACAAAAAUUAUCUUAGUUUAGAUACAUCGUUAGAUAAAAUUCAAUAUGAUAAUCAUCAAAUUAUUUCAUCGGUCUUUCGUGAAAUAAAUAAUGAAAUACGUCAUUCGAGAAUUAACGGUACAGCUGUUUGUUCUAUCGGACUAGUUCUUGCUCUAUGUUCCGUAUAUAUAUUUACUCGUCGUCAUAUGCGAAGUACCGUAUCGACAUAUUUAGCCUGUUUAAGUAUUAGUGAUAGUUUUUUAUUAUUAUUGUGUCUUGUUCUUGCCAUCAAUGCUUCAAUUCAUCCGAAUCAACAAAAUGAAUUAUUCUAUUCGUCACGUCUCCAUAAACGUCUCUUUCCGUAUGUUUAUCCUUGUAUCAUUUGGUUUCAAUUUACUAGUGUUUGGAUAACUGUCGCAUUCGCUAUUGAUCGAUGGUUUGCUAUUAAAUGGCCUAUGCUACAUUAUACAUAUAGUUCGAAACGAGCCUGUUAUAUUGUUGGUGCAAUUUAUUGUUUCGGCUUAAUAUAUUCAUUACCAAGAUUUUUCGAAUAUCAAACUAAAGUUCAACAUGAAAAAUUUAUAGGCGUUGAGAAUUUUACUGAAAGCGUCGAUUUCUUAUUUAUCGAAAAUAAAGUACUCCAUAACCCUCUCUAUCAUUAUAUUGUUCAUCUUAUUCUCUAUAGUAUUUUUCAAAGUAUAUUGCCAUUCUUAAUGUUAUCCUAUUUCAAUGUUGAACUCAUUCGAAGUAUUAAUGCAAGCUCAAAUUUUCUUAAACAUUUUACAUCAUUACAUGUACAAAAUUCACGUAUAGAACGUGAAACAAAUGUAUCUCGCCAUCGUGAAGGUGCAAUAACACGCUCAGUUAUAUGUUUAAUCGCUUUGUUUACAUUUUGUCAAGUUCCUGCAUCGAUUCUUCAUUAUCUCUAUGUGUUCUAUCGAAAUCAUCCAAUAUUAUACGUUUCCUAUGAUAUAUCAAACUUUUUGAUUCUUUUUAAUAGUGCAGUGAACUUUUUUAUUUUUACGUAUUUCAAUCGACGAUUUCGACGUGAAUUAACUCGUAUUUGUUUUCAUAUAAAAAAGAGUCGAGGUUCACUUUUACGUACACCCAGUCGGCUGUCAAUGCGACGAACAAAUUCAUCGAUUCGAAAUGUACAACAAAACUCGCAAUUAGCAUAUAUAACACCAGUAAAUUUAUGGGAAUCUCAAACACGAAAUAAUCAUCUCCUACAGCAACUAUGUGGUGGAAGACGUCGUGAAAGUGUAAAUGAACUAAGAAAAAAAUCUUCCGAUAUAUCGAUACUAUCUCAAUAUCAACUUCAACCAAUGAAUACUUAUUCAGAAUCAUUAAUUAAUUUACGUUUGAAUAGUAAUCGAAUACAACGUAACAAAAGUUUUCCUUCAAAAAAGCAUGCUCAUAGAAAACAAAAAAAAAUUUCCUAUCGAACCGACCAAGUAAAUUUCUCAAUUACGUCAAAAUGUAGUCGCCGUUAUAGUGAUCGUCUAUCGCUUAAUAAUAAAAGAAAUUCUUUAAUAAUCUAUAACAAUCCACAGAAUUAUCGUGCACGGCAAUUACAUUAUGUUACAUAUAGGCAUGAUCAAAAUCGAUCGAAUUCUAUGUUCGCACACAAUCCACUGAAAACUUGUACGGCAACAACGAUGUUAAAAUGA